This is a messenger RNA of Hyposmocoma kahamanoa, 1755 nucleotides long. Its product is annotated as pickpocket protein 28-like. The transcript has 10 exons. Gene Ontology annotation, molecular function: ligand-gated sodium channel activity. Gene Ontology annotation, cellular component: membrane. Lineage: Eukaryota; Metazoa; Arthropoda; Insecta; Lepidoptera; Cosmopterigidae. Gene Ontology annotation, biological process: sodium ion transmembrane transport. The coding region runs from base 1 to 1755 and encodes 584 amino acids. The record is from RefSeq and is a predicted model, not a curated record.
AUGGAACAAUUCCCAAAAGACAAAGUUUACGAAAUCAACAUGAAGGACAUAGAAAAUGUGGCAAACAGUCUUUACGUGAGAGACUAUUACUUAAAAGACUUUAAAUACUUAAGCCCUGACGUUAUAAAUAUGAAAACAAAUAAAGUGUUUACUAAAGUAGAAACUGAUGGUUUUUGUAAGAAAGUGGACUGCAGACAUAUUAUAAGAAAAUGGUUUAAUGAAGUAAUGGAAGGAUGGAAACAGUUCUUGUAUGAAGGAUCCUUGCAUGGAGUUAAGUACAUCUUCGAACCUACCUUCAGUCGCAAAGAACGCGUCACCUGGAUAAUAAUAGUCGUCAUCAGCAUUUUCAUCUGCACUGGCGUUAUCAUCCAGUUGUUCUCAAAAUCCUCUUCCACACCUUUCGUUAAUGUAAUAGAUUCCUUGCCUACUCCUAUUUGGGCAGUGCCGUUUCCAAGUGUGGUGAUCUGUCCACAUUUGCAUGUCCAGCUGUCUUAUAAGAACGUAACUGAGCUUGAAGACUUACAGAAGUUCUUCGCAUCACGUAUAUGUCCACAAAUGAUGAGAGACAGCAUCGUAAAGGAGGGACGAUUAUCUUCCGAUGAAAUUCAUAUGCUGCAAGAUUUCAUUGUUAAGGCAUCCCCAAAAUGUAAAGACGUGGUGAAGCUGUGUCAUUGGCGUAGCAUUGACCAGCACACACACUGGAAAUCUGAAGAGUGCUGCGACACUUUCUUCAAAUCUAUUUUUACUAACUACGGCCUUUGCUUUACUUUCAAUAGCUUACCCCUUAAUGGAAUGUCUAACGAAACCAUACACUGGCAACAAUCGUUUAGUCCAAACGUGACUCCAGCCAAAAUUAAGUGGAAUCUGGACGAUGGGUAUCCUAAGGUUUUCCCUCCAGAUCAGACGACGCUUCCAUUUCGGGUUAUGGCGUCUGGAGAAACCAAUGGUUUGGGUUUGGACCUCUUUUUAAACACCAGCGAACAUCAAUUUGCUUGUGAUGGUAGUAGCAUAGGUUUCAAUGUAAUAAUUAGAUCUCCUACAGACCACGUGUACACUAGCACAGUUCUUCGUCUACCCAUGGAGAGAAUGACAACAAUCGAAGUGAACCCUAUCACAUAUAAAACAGAUGCCAAUCUUCGACAACUGUCGCCAGAUAGACGGCAAUGUUUCUUUCAGAACGAAAGAAAACUCUUCUACUAUGAAUUUUAUACAGAUAGCAAUUGUAAAUUUGAUUUACUUCUAAGGGAAGCUGUCAAAGUGUGUAAAUGUGUACUAUAUAAUUGGCCUAGAAAAUUUGUCUCGGAUCCAGUUUGCUCGACUGCCGUGGAUUUUAACUGUAUAAACAGUGUCAAAGCAAAAGUAGAAGAGCAGUUGAUCUAUGCGUAUUACGACGACAGCGAGGAACAAAGAAAGCCUAAGUCGACUUCCACUUCGUGCCAUCCGUCUUGCAAUGACUUCAUGUAUUCCAGCCAAGUUUUUUAUUCGGAUCUGAUUAAAGAACCGGGGAAUGAAGCACCAGAGUGGGGCAGACCUAAGCCGGGAGAAGUGACCCGCAUGAAUGUCCACUUCUAUGAAGAUAUGUUCCUGGGUCAACACCGGCACGCACAGUAUGACGAUUACUACUUCAUUGGAGCGAUCGGCGGUCUUCUAAGUUUGUUUCUUGGCUUCAGUAUCAUCAGCGUUGCCGAGCUACUGUACUUCGUGGUGCUGAGACCAGUUCAUGCCGCUUUAAAAGAGACUUUUUGUCAACCGUAG